This is a messenger RNA of Anneissia japonica, 1445 nucleotides long. Its product is annotated as 28S ribosomal protein S24-A, mitochondrial-like. The record is from RefSeq and is a predicted model, not a curated record. The transcript is spliced from 3 exons. Gene Ontology annotation, biological process: translation. Gene Ontology annotation, cellular component: mitochondrion. NCBI's taxonomy places the organism in Eukaryota, Metazoa, Echinodermata, Crinoidea, Comatulida, Comatulidae. The coding region runs from base 30 to 563 and encodes 177 amino acids.
CGACGAUCUAGGUCCGUUGCCCUUUAAAAAUGAUGAACUUUGACCCAAACAUUAGGAUCAAAAAGAAAAUGGCUGCCUCCGUGAAGUUCACACGGAGUCUUGUAAAUAGAAUUCAAUUAAAACAACAGAUCAGAUUCUUCCAAACAAGUGUUGUAGCUUGCAAAAGCACAGCUGGUAAAGUAAAAGUGAGCAAAGGAGAGAAGCCAAUAACAUAUGAACAAGCAAACCCGCCAUAUUAUACUGGAGUAAGGAAGGGAUGGAAUACUCAUCAUACAGGAAACAUAGAUUUAGAUCAGGAUGGAUCGGCAAACAGAAUAUUUGAGGAUGUUUUUCUUCGGAAAUUUAUUUAUGGAACGUUUCACGGUUGUUUAGCCACGGAUAUGAUUAUCAAGAGGCGGGCCAAUAUGAUCAUUCUUACUGCAGUUAUGUUAAGAGUAAUGGCCCCACAGAAGUUCUAUUUCUUGGUUGGUUACACAGAAGAACUUUUAUCUUUCUGGUUUAAAUGCCCAGUAAAGAUGGAGAUACAGAUUGUGAAUGAUAAGCCUAUCUAUAAGUGGAUAUAAUAAAAACAAUAUUGAAAUAAUUUAUCAUUUAGGCAUUUGUACUCGGGAUACACUGGCCAUUGCGCCCCUCACGUGUACUACAUGUAGAUGACUGUGUAAAGAUUUUACAAACAAGCAUACAGAGAGGAGAGAGUGCAGUAAUAAUUUCUUCUGAUUAUUCUGCAUUGGUUGAAGUAUAUACAGUACUUUGUUUUCAAUUGCUAAUGGUAAUUUCCACAUAACACAAGGAUCAGAAAUAUCUGCCAGUCUGUUAACGAAAAAAACCAGCUUCUUUUGUUUUUUUUUCAUUUUUCAUACAGUACACUACAUUGUUUCUCCAUGACAUUUAUCAGUGCUGUGUAUCGUUCUAUCUGAGAAUGUAUGACAAAAUCUCUAAUGACUGCAGAGACUGACUUUACAAAUUGAAAAAAAAAAGAUUUUAUGCUUGCAUAUGAAUAUUCAUGAGCAAAUAAAGUAAAUCAGGAUUUCUUCUCAUUGUCCUACUCCUGUCGUGAACUGAAGAUUAUCCUCGAGCUACAGUAGUUGUACAUAAGCUGUAAUAGUUUACUUUUCCUAGUUUUUCAAUGCAGAGAUGUUUUCCUUGAUUUUAAAAUGUUUUGGUAAUAUUGCUGACUGGUGGCCCCACCUCUCCCUUCCUCAAUAAACACUGAUCUUGAAUUUUUUUUUUAUUUUUUUUUUUAACAAUUAAGACCCCAUGUUCAAUUUACAGGGUUUAGUCCCUUCUUCCUUCUUUUGGUACCUAUGAAUCCCAUAACAGUUGAAAUUUCUAUUUGUAUCCAAUUGGUAUUUUUGUAUUGUUGUACCAGGGAGUUGUUAUUUAGACUCCCUGGUUGUACAUACUGUAAAAGGUAUUACUGAUUAAAACUCGCUUUUGGCAAUCUA